AUGACUUUCCUAACAUCAAACAUGGAUAGUAGUAUUGGUGUCGACAACGGUAGCGGCAGUGGCGGCGGCGGACUCGAGGCCAACCAUUAUGUCAUAAUGUUGACAUUUUCCUGUUGCUGUCUAUCGGCACUGUUGGCCGUAUUUGGCAACACAAUGAUCAUCUGGCUAAUAGCUACCACCAAAUCGAUGCGUACACCGACCAACCUGUUCAUCGCCAAUCUGGCCCUAUCGGACAUACUGAUCGGCGCACUGGUCAUACCGUUUCAGUUUCAGACAAAUCUACUGAAACGUUGGGUAUUACCCUAUUUUAUGUGCUAUACCUGUCCGACCAUUCAGGUGAUAACUGUGUGCAAUUCGGUGUUCACGUUGACCGCCUUAGCCCUGGAACGGUAUCGGGCAGUCAUGUAUCCAUUGCUGGCACACGUAUCCAAGUUUAACGCCAAAAUCGAGAUACUGGUCAUCUGGGUGUUGGCUAUUGGACUGUCGGUGCCGACCAUUAUAGCGCUUAAAGUACACUUAGUGUGGGACGAGUUGACCGACGAUAAGACGAUGCCUUUCUGCCAGAAUACUGGCCUAACAAACACAUUAUACGGCACUUAUAACAGUGCACUGGUAUUCAUACAGUAUUUUAUACCCUUAUGUAUCAUAACCUAUACAUACGUACGGAUGGCCGUCAAGUUGAGCGUCGAGGACAUGGAGACCGAUCUGUCCGUACGUGUUAUCAAUAAAAAUAGUGUCAGAAAAAAACGUAAAGAAAAAUUCAAUCAACAAUUUCGACAACAAUUCAAAAUUGUUUACUACCUGUGCUGUUCAAUGCGACACAAACCAGGACCAGCACCUGCACCUAACGGCAACGUUAUAUCCGACAAAUGGUCAUCAAUCUAA
This is a messenger RNA of Oppia nitens, 885 nucleotides long. RefSeq names its product QRFP-like peptide receptor. Bases 1 to 885 code for a protein of 294 amino acids. NCBI's taxonomy places the organism in Eukaryota, Metazoa, Arthropoda, Arachnida, Sarcoptiformes, Oppiidae. The transcript has 4 exons. Gene Ontology annotation, cellular component: membrane. The record is from RefSeq and is a predicted model, not a curated record. Gene Ontology annotation, biological process: G protein-coupled receptor signaling pathway. Gene Ontology annotation, molecular function: G protein-coupled receptor activity.